UAUAUAUUUAUUUUUUUAAAUGAAGUCAUAUGUUCAACUGAUUCACAUAAAGGUGAUUUUUAUUUUUUUUCAUGCCUCCACAACACAAUGUUUGAAGAGUUUCUAUUUCUUUGGAAAAACAUGAAGCCGAGGGACCUUCAAAACCUGCUGCUCAUCCUCUGCAUAGCUCUGAGCUGUGUGAGCGGUGCAGCACCAGUGAUCCAUGUGUCUGGAUAUGAAGGGAGAGAUGUUAAUGUUUCCUGCCCCUAUGGAGAGGGUUACGAGUCUUAUGAGAAAUACCUGUGCAGGAAUGACUGUAGCAAUAGUGAUGUUCUUAUUAUGACUACACAAGCGAACAAGAACAAAUACUCCAUCUCUGAUGACAAAAACAAACGAGUCCUCACAACAACCAUCUCUGAUCUGAGCUCUGUGGAUGCUGGGAAAUACUGGUGUGGGGUGACCAGAAGUGGAAAGGAUUACUACCCUGCUGAAGUAAGACUGGACGUAGUGCCAGACAGCUGCUGUGAUCAGUUCACCGAAGUCCACAGUCAUGAGGAAGGUUCAGUGUCCAUCCCUUGUCCAUAUGACUCUAAGUACCAGAAGAACCUGAAGUACAUCUGCAGAGGAAGGCAGCCCUCCAUAUGUCUGCAGCAGGCAGUGGUCACCUCUAACAGAAAACUCAAUGGAAAGUUCACACUUACUGGUGACGAGGAGUCUGGGAAAUUCACAGUGAACAUCACCAGUUUGACCCAAAAGGAUUCUGGGUGGUUCCUUUGUGGUGUCGAGAGAAACAAUGGCCUGGAUGUUUUCUCUGCUGUUAAGCUGGAAGUCAAAGAGUGGUGCUGUGUGAAGUCAAAAAGCCUGAGCGGCACCGUGGGAGAUCCUCUUACUAUGCAGUGUCCCUAUCCAAGCCAACACAGGACAAACAGGAAGUUCCUCUGUAAGGGAGACCGCCGAAAUAACUGUGAAAUCCAGGUGACGAGUCAGAACUCAGGCCGGACUAGGAACAGGUUCACACUGCAGGAUGACGCUUCUUCCAGCUCUUUCUCGGUGAAGAUCACAGAGCUGAAAGCAGGUGAUGCUGGGACAUACUGGUGUGGUUCAGACUCACAGUGGAGUAUUGGAGACUACACCAAGAUUCACCUGUCAGUAGUUUUUCCAACCAGGACAAUAAUCCCUAUCACCAGUCAGACCGCAACUGUCAAAUCACAAUCAACCCAGAUCACCGAUAAACCUAUCAAAGUGACUUCACUCUUACACCCCGUGGUUUUCAUUGUGCCCACUGUACUGCUGCUCAUAUUGAUACUUGCCCUGGUCCUACUUUGUAAAUACAAAUGUUACAAAGUGAAAGGAGCUGGAGUCAACGUGAACCAAAACGUAAUCAAGCAGGCAGACGUAGAGGAAGUGAUCGGUGAAGAUAUUUAUGCAAAUGAGGAAGUCAUGGUGUGCUCAAAGGUGUCGACCUCCAAACAGCAGAGCAACUAUCGCCACUAUGAUGACACAGAAGACCAACAAGACUCUGUGUAUCAAAACUACACCACAACAGAAGACAUCUACUGUAAUGAAUUUCUCAGUAAAGGCAAUAAGAGAUAAAAGAUAACCUUGAAAUGUUGUGCUGCAUUUGUACACAAGUUACCCUGUUUGUUUUUCUUUAACAUUUACAACUUUCCAACAUAUAGUCACACUGCCCUCUGACAGCUUAUAUGUCCAGAUUGUUUUUUUAAUUACCAUCAGACAUAUUCAGAACCUGCAUAUUAAUUGCUUUCAUUGAUUUGACACUUUUGUUUUCACCAUUACUCUCAUCCUGAUUGCUGACUGUUAGCAUAACAAAUAGUUUAACAUACCUGCACUCCUUGUAAGAAAUUGAGAAUGGCAAUUUCAGCUAAAUACCCCAAAUAUAAGUUACCUACAUGUAUGUGCCUUUGGUAAAAGUGAAUAAAUAAACAAAACCAUGUCUUUAUGAAU
This is a messenger RNA of Seriola dumerili (greater amberjack), 1944 nucleotides long. Its product is annotated as polymeric immunoglobulin receptor-like. Lineage: Eukaryota; Metazoa; Chordata; Actinopteri; Carangiformes; Carangidae. Bases 88 to 1572 code for a protein of 494 amino acids. The record is from RefSeq and is a predicted model, not a curated record. The transcript has 9 exons.